AUGGCCUCGCCAGCGGCGGCGGCCGCGAAGGGGAAGGACGGGGAGGACGGGCCCGUCACGGGGGACAUGGUCAGCGCGGGCUUCGCGGAGCUGGAGCGGCAGCAGCAGCUGCUCGCCACCUGCACGCGCCUCUACCAGCAGCUGGCCGACCACUUCGGCUCGCUCGAGCGCGGGCUCGCGGCCCGCUCCGAGCAUCUCCGCGCCCGCCGCAGGGCCUUCGACGCCCGCACCCACCGCGCGCUCGACUCGCUCCACCGCCGCGAGGCCUCCAUCGACGCCUCCGUCUCGCGCGCGCUCGACCACCUCCACUCCAUCUCCGCCUCCGCCUCCAAGGAGACGGCGGCGCCGACCCCCACCCCCUCCGACUCCGCCGAGGAGGAAGGCCUCGCGGAGAGCCUGCGCGCGCUGUGCUUGCGGAUGGACUCGGCGGCGUUCCUGGGCUUCGUGGUGGCGCGCCGCAAGGAGGCGGACGCGCUGCGGGCCGAGAUGCCUCCCGCGCUCAAGCUCUGCGUGGAUCCGGCCAAGUUCGUCAUGGACGCCGUGGCCGACGUCUUCCCCGUGGACCGCCGCGAGGUGCCCCGGAACCCGGCCGACCUGGCCUGGGCGUGCGUGCUCAUCCUCGAGGCCGCCGUGCCGGCGCUCGCCGACCCGGACCCGGACAUCGGCGCCGCGCGCCCGCUCGUUCCCCGGGCGGCGCGCGAGCGCGCAAGGGGCAUGGCCAGGGAGUGGAAGGAGGCUAUCCAGAAGAAGGGGGGCGUGGAGGGGGCCAAGCCGCCCGACGCGCACGCGUUCCUGCAGCACGUCGCCACGUUUGCCGUCGCGGAGAGGGAGGACAGGCCGCUCUACCGCAGGAUUGUCGUCAGCUUCUCCUGGCGCAGGCAGAUGCCACGCCUCGCGCUCACACUCGGCCUCGAGGAAGAAAUGGCUGAUAUCAUUGAGGAACUAAUUGCUAAGAGGCAGCAGCUUGAUGCUGUGAAUUUCGCUUAUGAGGCUGGGCUUCAGGAGAAGUUCCCUCCAGUUCCUCUUUUGAAGUCCUACCUGGAAGACUUUAAGAAGACAUCAACCGCUGCUUCAGAUAAUUCAAGCACUAGCAGCGGCCAGUCAGGGAGCAACGCGAACAAGAAAGAGCAGUCUGCACUGCGAGCUGUCAUUAAGUGUGUUGAGGACCGUAAACUAGAAGCUGAGUUUCCACUGGAGGAUCUUCGGAAGCAACUUGAAGAACUAGAGAGAGCCAAAACCGAGAAGAAAAAGGCAGCAUCAAGCGCUACCAGUGGCGGCAGCAGCGGCCCUGCAACCAAGCGCAUCCGUGCAAGCAAUGGAGGCCCAAUGCCUCCUGCCAAGGCAGGUCGUCUCACUAACAAUGCUUGUGUGUCUUCUUUCCCAGCUCCCACCACAUUUACCCAGUCUCCCUCCCACACGUCAUAUGCCACGACCUCCCCUUCCCAUACCUCAUAUGCCAUGGCCUCCCCUUCCCACGCCGCAUACGCCACGACCUCCCCUUCCCAUGCAUCAUACGCCACAGCCUCCCCUUCCCACCCAUCAUACGCCACAGCCUCCCCUUCCCACCCAUCAUACGCCACACCCUCCCCUUCCCACACAUCAUACGCCACACCCUCUCCUUACCCUUACGACAGGCCGGUUGGACAUGGCCUCUACUGCAACCGGAGCCCGCCGGUGAUCAGGGAGCCGUAUGUUUACCCAGCUGAGGAGGUAGCCAGUGUCAAUGUCGGCAUUCCCAUGCCAUACUCCACCCCACCCAUGAGCUACCCUGCCCCCUAUGGCGGUUAUGGCAAUGGGAUGGCAGCUUACACCAAUGGAAUGGCUCCUGCCUUCCACCAGGCUUACUACCGGUAG
Molecule: messenger RNA, 1854 nt
Organism: Miscanthus lutarioriparius
Lineage: Eukaryota; Viridiplantae; Streptophyta; Magnoliopsida; Poales; Poaceae
Source: the annotation of a GenBank genome assembly